AUCUCUGCAAGCUAAACAGCAUCUGUUUACAUUUUACUCCACCAUCUCACAUACAAAAAUAAUGUCUGGCGCAAAGAAGCUCUGGGGCGGCCGUUUCACCGGUGCCACUGAUCCACUCAUGGAAGCCUUCAACGAGUCGAUCCACUUUGACAAGCGUAUGUACAGCGCCGAUAUCCGCGGCUCGCAGGCAUACAUCAAGGCGCUGGAGAAGCAGGGGAUUCUGACGCCCGCCGAGCGCCAGACACUGCACGACGGCCUGGCUGCGAUCGAGGACAUCCACACAGCCAACGAGCGCCGGCUGGGCGAGCUGGGCCGCUCGCGCAACGACCAGGUGGCCACCGACAUGCGUCUAUGGCUGCUGGAGGAGGUCAAGAAGCAGAUUGCGUAUCUGCGCGAGCUGGUUGCGGUGCUAGUACAGCGUGCAGCGCAGGAUAUUGACGUUCUGAUGCCUGGGUACACGCACCUGCAGCGGGCGCAGCCGAUCCGGUGGUCGCACUUCCUGCUGAGCUACGCGUUCUGGUUCCAGCAGGACACGCAGCGCCUGGAGCAAUUUGUGCCGCGGGUGUCCCAGCUGCCGCUUGGCUCGGGUGCCCUGGCCGGAAAUCCGUUCCAGGUCGACCGCGAGCUGCUCGCCAAGGAGCUCGGUUUCUCAUCGAUCACGCCCAACUCGCUGUAUGGCACGUCCGACAGAGAUUUUGUCGCCGAGUUCCUGUUCCACAGCUCAAUGAUCAUGAUUCACAUUAGCCGUCUGGCCGAGGAUCUGAUCAUUUACUCGACUGCCGAGUUCGGCUUUGUCAAGCUCGCUGACGCGUACAGCACGGGCAGCAGCCUGAUGCCGCAGAAGAAGAACCCCGAUAGUCUCGAGCUGCUGCGUGGCAAGAGCGGCCGUGUGUUCGGUGACAUGACUGGAUUCAUGAUGACCUACAAGGGUCUGCCGAGCACCUACAACAAGGAUAUGCAGGAAGACAAGGAGCCGAUGUUUGAUGCUGUCGAUACGCUGACUGGAUCCCUGCAGAUCACAGCCGCUGUCAUUGCUACAUUAAAGUCCAAGAUGAAGGGCAGCCUCACCGGUGAUAUGCUGGCCACUGACCUUGCCGAGUAUCUCGUGCGCAAGGGAGUUCCCUUCCGCGAGACGCACCACAUCUCGGGCGCCGCCGUGAAGAUGGGUGAGGACCGCGGAUGCCAGAUCAACGAACUCUCUGUUGCUGAUCUCAAGACGCUCCACCCGGCGUUCGAGGACGAUGUCCUAAAGGUGUGGAACUUUGAGCAGAGUGUUGACAACCGCUGCUCGGUCGGCGGCACCAGCCGGGCAACUGUCAACGGCCAGAUUGAGAUCCUCAACAAGUGGCUGUCUCAGUAA
Messenger RNA from Linderina pennispora, 1360 nucleotides. Its product is annotated as argininosuccinate lyase. Gene Ontology annotation, cellular component: cytosol. Bases 62 to 1360 code for a protein of 432 amino acids. The transcript has 4 exons. Gene Ontology annotation, molecular function: argininosuccinate lyase activity. The record is from RefSeq and is a predicted model, not a curated record. NCBI's taxonomy places the organism in Eukaryota, Fungi, Kickxellomycota, Kickxellomycetes, Kickxellales, Kickxellaceae.